This is a messenger RNA of Peniophora sp. CBMAI 1063, 345 nucleotides long. NCBI's taxonomy places the organism in Eukaryota, Fungi, Basidiomycota, Agaricomycetes, Russulales, Peniophoraceae. The record is from the annotation of a GenBank genome assembly.
AUGUCUACCACUAGCUCGGAAGACUCUUCACAGCCGCCGCCAUCCGUCGCGAUUGCUGGUCGCCUCCGCUACAUCUUGAGCUCUGUGCUCCUUGUACCCGUUGAUGGGUUGAAACCCGACACGCCGCUCUCCAGUGUGGGCGUCGAUCCCAUGUCUGCAUUCUUGCUGGCCGGAUUGGCAGUGAAAGCUGGUCUUCCGCUGUCAUAUGCCGACGUCAUUGGUACAGCGACGUUCGGGAAGCUUGAGGCGCUCGUUCAGCAGCGCAUCGAGGCUGCGGACGCGGACGUGUGGAUGGAGGAGCACUAUAACUCGCAUCCGUUCGCCCCACCAGAGUCUUCAUCGUAG